Amaranthus tricolor (Joseph's coat) is the source of this 1087-nucleotide messenger RNA. RefSeq lists its product as uncharacterized. Bases 122 to 862 code for a protein of 246 amino acids. The record is from RefSeq and is a predicted model, not a curated record. Lineage: Eukaryota; Viridiplantae; Streptophyta; Magnoliopsida; Caryophyllales; Amaranthaceae. Gene Ontology annotation, cellular component: cytoplasm; nucleus. The transcript is spliced from 5 exons. Gene Ontology annotation, molecular function: protein binding.
AUUCUGAUCUUAAUUUAACUUUCGAAUUAAGUUUUAGAUAGGUUUGCUUUUGCGGCGCCUACUUGUUAGUCUUCGUUUUGCAAAGCCUGAAACCCUCCCAAAAAAUAGUGAUCAAGUAAGAAUGGAGAUGGAGAUGGAGAUGGAGAUGGAGACUUCAAAGGAGACAGAAAUCAAGGCAAGUGAGCUAUUCAAAGCCGCUGAGUUGGGUAACACUUCACUCUUCAGUUCUUUCUCGAAAGAUCAGCUUGCUAAAUUCCUUUCCUUUAGAAACGACGAUGGUCGUUCUCUUCUUCAUGUUGCCGCUUCUUCUGCUCAGUCCAAGGUGGUGGAAAUUCUAGCAGGAGCUGAUUUAGAAGGGAAAGUGAUUAAUAGCAAGGAUGAAGAGGGUUGGGCACCUAUUCAUUCAGCAUCCAGUAUUGGGAAUAUUGAUAUUAUCCAAAUUCUCCUCUCUAAAGGAGCUGAUGUUAACCUGAAAAAUGAUGGUGGUCGUACUGCUCUUCACUAUGCUGCUAGCAAGGGAUGGAAAAAAAUUGCUGAAAUGUUACUUGCCCAUGGUGCAAACGUCAAUGUUAAGGACAAGGUUGGAUGCACUGCACUGCACCGUGCAGCUAGCACAGGGAAUUCAGAGUUGUGUGAACUUCUCAUCGAAGAGGGAGCUGACAUUGACGCUAUUGACAAAGUAAAUCAGACUCCUCUUAUGACUGCUGUCAUAUGUGAUAACAGACAGGUUUCUCUUCUUCUAGUCAGACAUGGAGCAGAUGUGGAUGUAGAAGACAAAGAAGGUUAUACAGCCUUAGGUCGUGCUCCAAAGGAUCUUCAAGACGCCAUUAUUGAUGCUGCAAAAGCCAUGAUGGAAGGCUAAACCAAAAACGAGGCUGUUUCUAACUUUAGGAAGAACGUACAGCAGAGUGGUUUUUUGAUUCUCUGCGUUUAUCGUUAAAUGUCUUGACAAACCCAAAGCUUGCCUUUGACAUUGUCUAACACUAGUUGUCACCUGUAUUUUAUUGGCUUCUAAAAAAUUCGAAAUAUGAACUUCAAACGCGAAUACGAAUAUUUAAUGAAUCACAUGCCAUUUCAAUCGUAUCAA